Messenger RNA from Aspergillus pseudotamarii, 351 nucleotides. RefSeq lists its product as uncharacterized. Bases 1 to 351 code for a protein of 116 amino acids. The transcript is spliced from 2 exons. The record is from RefSeq and is a predicted model, not a curated record. Lineage: Eukaryota; Fungi; Ascomycota; Eurotiomycetes; Eurotiales; Aspergillaceae.
AUGCCCACUGGCGUCCCCAUCCUCAUCCUGUCAUUAUCUGCAAGCAACAAUAUUCCCAACCCCUCUACACAGCAACGAUAUCCGAGCCAGCCGGUUGUAUGCGCUAGAAGGGGAAUCCUGCAUCAACAAGCUGCCGGCCGGUUGCAGGUGAGAGAUAUGGGCGAUCGGCGGCUUUUGUAUGGAGUCCUGAUUCGGAACCCAUUGCACAAUGGGCGGGGGCUGGAACCCAUUCUCGAGUUGCCUCUCUUUCUGCUUCCGGCUUCGGUGUCUUUUAAUGAGGAGGACCACGACGACCGAGAAGACCAGGAGAAGCACGAUGGGAAUGAGGAUCGCUUUGAGCAGAACCUUUAA